GGGAUAGGGAAGUGGAGGGGGAUGGGAUAUGUACCCCUAGCAGCUGAUACCAGCUGAUCUAAAAAUAGUGCAGGUCUUAGUAGAUAGACUGCUAAAUAUUCUGAGGAGGCUACUUGCUUUCUCAGUAAACUUCAAAAGAACCAUAAACGUCCAGGAGCAUAUUAUCUCCCAAGAAUCAACAAAGUACCAACGAGAUGGCCAUGUUACCAAAAAACCUUCCCAGACCAGAGGAGUGUCAAGGAGCACAGACUCUAUGGUAUGACAAGAAGAAAUAUGUGGCCAUUAACUUCAUGGUGCAAAACCCCAAGGAUGUUGAGGUUGAUAUUCAGGAUACCUAUAUAGUUUUAAGUUGCAAAGACGUUGAUGACAACAACAUGUACAAUCACAUUUACUUCUACGACAAAGUAAUGAAAUUCGACUCUCAAGUGAAAAUCUAUGAUCGCAGUAUCCACAUCUUGAUCAGGAAGGUUAAAGAAAAUGUACCAUGGCCUCGUCUUCAGAAAGAUGCCAAUCUCAAGCCAAAUUGGAUGGCUGUAGACUUCGAAAACUGGAGAGACUGGGCGAACGAAGAGGAUGAGGGAAUGGCGGAGUACGAACAAUAUGUGGAAAUGAUUCAGGAUAUAGGGAGCAAGAAAGGAAAGCCACCUGCGAUGGAUGACCUUGAUGAUCUGAGUGAUUGAACAAUUCUGAAGAGAGCCUUUCUCUGCAUUGGACGUGGUGGCUGUGGAUUGAGCUAUCAAAGCCCUGUUGAUGGACUUUGUGUAUUUUGUGAUGAUAGUUUGCUAUGAAUUUGAUGCGAAUGAAUGCUGUGUAUUGCUAAAUGUGUUUUCACUGGUGAUGUUUUCUGUGUAAUUUAAAAUGUUUUAUUGAA
Messenger RNA from Salmo salar (Atlantic salmon), 871 nucleotides. Its product is annotated as putative protein PTGES3L. Gene Ontology annotation, cellular component: cytosol; nucleus. The record is from RefSeq and is a predicted model, not a curated record. Gene Ontology annotation, biological process: chaperone-mediated protein complex assembly; protein folding. Gene Ontology annotation, molecular function: protein-folding chaperone binding; Hsp90 protein binding. NCBI's taxonomy places the organism in Eukaryota, Metazoa, Chordata, Actinopteri, Salmoniformes, Salmonidae.